UCCAGCCCAGAUCUUCUCCCGGACACUCCCUCCACUCGCAACAACCGAGCACAGCUGCUCUCUCCCCUUCAUCAUCACCGUCCUCGUCGUCAGCGUCUGCAGCAUCUUCAGCAUCAUCCUCAUCGUGGUGCUGCUGGUGGUGGUGCUGGUGACCUUUGUCACGUAGAUCAGUUGAGCCGGGCGGCCGCUGGAGUGAAGGUUUUAAUCUGAGGCUGUGGUGGCGGCGGUGGUGGUGGUGGUGGUGUAGGGAGGGAGGAGCGAGGCUACCGCGUUGUAGGUGUGGUGCCGUUUGCAGCAACAGAACAGGAGAGGCGAUUGCCGAAGCUGUAAAGGGGGUAGGGGGGGGGGAGGUAGUUGUGCAGCGGUAGCGGGGAGCGAGGAGGAGGAGGAGGUGGAGGCGUCGCUCUGAUGCUGGAGCUGGGGCUGUGCGGGGUGCCAGCGCAGGUGCUCGGGGUGGUGCAGGGCGCACUGUGUCGCAAAGGAGGAGCGAUGGCGGCCGAGUUGGAACCCACGCCCGAGCAGCUGGCGGCGAUCGCGGUGGAGAACGAGGAGGAUGACGCGCUGGACUACAAGCCGCCCGCCCAGAAGUCCAUCCAGGAGCUGGUGGAGCUGGACAAGGACGACGAGAGCCUUCGCAAAUACAAGGAGACGCUGCUGGGGGCCUCGCCCAUCGUCGCCGAUCCCACGGUGGCGAACGUGCAGGUGACGCGACUCACUCUGCUGUGCGAGACGGCGCCCGGGCCUCUCACCAUCGACCUCACCGGGAACCUGGAGACGUUCAAGAAGGAGUCGUUUGUGCUGAAGGAAGGAGCCGAGUACAAGAUCAAGAUUAAUUUCAAGGUGAACCGUGAGAUCGUGUCCGGCCUCAAGUACAUCCAGCAGACGUACAGGAAAGGCGUCAAGGUGGACAAGACGCACUACAUGGUGGGCAGCUAUGGUCCGCGCGGCGAGGAGUACGACUUCACGACCCCGCUGGAGGAAGCGCCCAAGGGCUUGCUUGCCCGCGGCACCUACAACGUCAAGUCCCAGUUCACCGACGACGACCAGCACGACCACCUCUCCUGGGACUGGAACAUCACCAUCAAGAAGGAGUGGAAGGACUGAGCGGCGGCGGCGGCGGCGGCGUUGUCGGGAGGGAGGGGAGGAGGAGGAGUAGAGGGGAGAUGGUGGGGGAGGGCAGGGGAGGGAAGGAGGAGUAGGAGAGAUGGGGGUGAGGAGAGAGGAGGGAGGAAGGAGGAGGGGCGAGAUAGGGAAGGGGGGUGUUCCCGGCAGGGCUUAAUUUCAACCGGUAUCUUCUUGCGCAUCACGGAAAAAAAACGACUCGCAUGUGUGCGUGCCGACGCUGUCGCUUUGCACAUCUUUUGUGUGCGGCUCUUGACGCGACGCACGUUACCCACACGCACGGCGCGCGCAUGAGCGAGCGAGCGGUGACGGCGAUUGUCAGAGGUCGUGGUUCACGCGGAAUUUUAGCACCAAGCGGAAAUUCUAUUUUAAAAACAAAACUCAUUUCAACUCGGUUCCUCGUUUCUGAUAAUCACCGGCAGCGAUGUCACCACCACCACCACCGCCGGGUGUAGUGGCCUGCGAACGGUGACGCCACGGCCCUUUGCGCUCGCGAUCCGCCAAUUUCCCGUGUCGUGCCGCCUUGUAAAACCGCCUUGUAGCCGCGCGCCGCCAUCGGCCGUGCAGAUGACGAACGAGCGAUGGUUUUAUCGGCUCGACCCUCUCGGGCCGAUGAUCCCGUCGGGUCUUUCGUUUUCCUCUCGGAUGACGCGCCGUGACGAUUUUCUAAUUUGGAUGUUCGUCAUUUCUUUUUCCGUUUUGCGAAACUCGUCGGGCCUGAGAACGCCGCGUUGACCAGGCACGCGGUGUCCGCAAGCAGCUGGGCUUGGAUGCCAGGGUUCUCAGCGUCCUCAUCUGCUCGGUGUCUCCGACUCGAGAAUCGAUCUCGGACCCCCGUAAUCCCACCGCCGUCACCGUAAGUCAGCUCGUUAGCGACGAACGGGGGGGGGGGGGGGCCUUGGGAAUUCUUGCCGGUUUUUUGUUGUUGUUUUUGCACGUCGCAAACAAAUGGCGUCGUGGAGACGCCCCUCACGCGGACAUCACACUCGGGUAGCCGUCACCGGAGAAUUUAACUUUGUAGUUUGGGUCGGUGACCCAGAUAAUAUUUCCGCGCCCGGUACACUGCGUCCAGUACUUUUCUCCUCGCUGCUGCCGUGGCUUUUACACCGCUAGCCGCCAACGCGUGCCCAACUCUGGCGCAUGCCAACAACACGGAAACUAAAAAAAAACAUUUCAUUUUGAGAAAUUAAACCCUGCUUUGUUACUGCAUGGUCAGCGCGCGGGGGGGGGGUGGGGGGGAGAGUGUGCUUCACAUGGCGCGUGCGCGUGCGUGUGCGUGCACGCGCACACGCCAUGCGAAGCACACUCACGUGGUUUGGAGUCCGCGGCUCUUAAUUGUUUCCACGGUCCGGACGCCUCGCUCUUGACGAACGAUUCAAAUCAUCGCUGCUGUCGCUCGCUCUCGAUAUUUUGCAUUCUGAAAAGCAUUCCAGCAAACCCCGUAGCCUUAUAAUUUGUCGACGACGACGAUGUGUCUAACCGUUACCACUGGGGUUUUGUUUUUUGUUUAAAUAUCCAUUCCUCUAUCUGCUUUGCGUUUGCUCGUUUCUUAUUUGCGUUAUCGUCGAUGUGUGUGUCUGUUUGUGUUUUGAACCUUUAAGGUCCCGUCGGUUAACAACGAGUUCUAACUGCCACUGACGACUGCUAACUCGUCAGACUUAAAUGGGCUAUCGACUCACAGGGCCAGCACCCACGUGGUCUGGGAAAAGGGGGCAGGGAGAGGGGCACCCCCCCCCUCCCCCAUUGUCUCGAUGACCACGCCUCCAAACUCAAAGCACCAAUAGCAGCCUCCCCCCCCCCCAUUGUCCCUCUAGCCAUGCCCCCUCAAACUCAAAGCACCAAUAGCAAUCCUCCCAUUGUGUCGCCUCUCCCCAUUGGCCAAACGCCUGCUCCCAGUAAGCGAACGAGCUGCACCCCCCUCCACGGUGGCGAGACGUUCACCACCUCACGUGGUCUACAGGAGGACGCGGGUUCGAUCCAAACCCUUGACGCCUGCUGCUGUAUAUUUGGAGUUUGCCUGUUCUCCCUCUCGCCCGCUGUGAUCGCGGGGAUUUUUUUCUCUCCGGGGUCCUCCACGUUUAGAAUCAACGUCGUGCAUUUCGGGUGUUUUGGCCGUCUGUACAUUUCCACGUGAUGAUGUAAGCCACUUCGUUGAAUUAUCAUUUGUGAUAGCCAGGCCGCUUCUUUAAAAAAAAAGCUAUACAGCUCAGCGGGGCCUUACCUGGUAAAGUAAAAUUAAAAAAAGUAGUUUAGUUUUAGAUCCGAGUGUCCCAUUCACUUUAGCAGGGGUACAGGCGCAGCCCUACAAUAGCUUGGCUCACCCCACUGUUGGUGGAAGGGCCGCCUUAUAGAUUAAUCGGGGUUUAAGUGGCUUCCAUUGUCGCUUACGUUGAAACCUCGAUUGCGUUGUGGGUUUCGUUCUCGAGUCACUUUCAAUAAUCGCCACGGAUAAUCGACGCCAAAUGGCUGAGCCACUGCUGGGCGAAAUGCGGUGCUGUUCGAUUCACGUGUGGACUAUUGAUGUGGCAUUGAUGACAAAUUGUGCAUCCACCAUUCCCGUGUGAUGAUGUAAGCUCGAGGCCAAGUCUGCUUGGUGCUCUUUAAUGUUUGCUUUAAUUAACUCUCAAAGAAAUGCGUUGAUGACGUAACUAAUGAGAAUGCAACACAUUCGUCAACAACAAACAACCACCGCCUUUAAAAGUAACAAGUUCACGAUUUGCCUAAUUGUAUUCGGUCCUUUUACGGCCACUGUUGUUGACAAAUGUUUUGGAAUUUGUUGUUAACUUUGCUUGGGGGCCAUCGAAGCCAAAUUCCAUCACGAUCACGGACGGGGAAGUGGACCGUGAUAGUACAAUAAAUGGGAACCGCACGUGACUCGUUUCGUUUGACCGGCGGUGGGAUUCUGCCUCGUCAGGCUACGAGGCAUGCAGCAGACAGCCCCCCAGAAAGGGCUGACUGUCUGUCGCAGGGAGAACAACAACAACAACAAAAUCGGUCGCUUUGCACAACCAACACGAGAAGUGAAACCGAACCGCAAAUCUUACUGCAGUCGCCGGAUCACAAGACGCGCUCCGGAUGUUAAUUGCCUCGCCUGGCACACGCGAGGUUUGUGGGUUCUGUCAUGGCCCUGACGCCUGCUGCAUAAGUUGCGUGGGGGGGUUUGCGUGUCUCUCUCUGUCUGUCUUACGCCGUGGUCGCGUGGAUGUUUCUCUGGGCUCUCCGGGUUUCCCCACCCCACCACAUUUAUGAUCGACAUCACGCCUCCAUCAUUAGACCUCCUUUGCCAGUACCAAAAUGUAAUAAUAUGGUUUUUCCCCUUUUUUUGGCAACAAAACUGAAACCUUUUUACGAGGAUUCAUGUCCGCAUUAACCACAAUACCUGCAGUCAAAAUGCAAAAAGCAUACUAUGAUAAUAUAUGCAUUGUCCUUUAAACUGAUCGUACGCCUUUUGCCGUAAUCUGGUCGAGCACCAAUUGGGUCGAGGCUCAAAAGAAAGCCGUCCUUUGGUGUGGACCAAUCAGUUUCAAGGACAUUGCAUAUAUGAUCAUAGUAUGUUUUUUUGUUUGCAUUUUGACUGCAGGUAUUGUGGUUAAUGCAGACAUGAAUCCUUGUAAAAAGGUUUCAGUUUUGUUGCCAGAAAAAAGGGGAAAACCCCUAUUAUUACAUCACGCCUUUUAGUGUAUUUGGGCACUGCUAUAAAUUCCCAAGUGAUAAUAAGCCACUACGUUGAGCUAUCAUUUGUGGUAGCCAGGUCGCUUCUGAAACAGCCCAUGUCGCUCAGCGGGCCUGAACUGGUAAAAUAAUAAUAAUAUAAAUAGUUUAGUUUUAACAAUUUAGUAAGACGCACCUACUUCACACCGCGCCCCACCAACCCCUCUCAACAACAACAACAUCAUGCCUUGCUUGUGCCCGGGUUCCAACAAAGUUACACGUCUUGUCUCGCGCGCACCCCACCGGGAUUAUCACACGGCACCGCGCACGCCGCAACUUGUGCUGGAAAUCCAGCGGGUGGCGAAAGUGCGUCGAUGCAUAAUCCGCAGAAUGAAUAGAGCCAGCGGUCUUUCAAACGAAAACAUAUCUCCCGAUCCGGAGAUCGUUUCCAUCCGCUAACCCCAGUGGUUCUUUACGAAUGUUCACAUUGGGGGGUUGGUGGUGGUGGAGAGGGGGCGACUUCUUUCGCCGGUAGAACAUCAAUCGGUGUGAGGAGGGCCGCGACACCAUUUGAAAACCAUUUGUUGGGGUUUGACAGCAGCGCGAUGAUGAUUGGGGGGGGGGGGGGGGUUAUCACAGGACGUGUCUUGUCGGGGUAGCCCGCACUAAAGGCAGCCAGGGGGGCGCCAGUGGCCACGUGGGCCUUGCAAUGAAGAACGCCGCUCUGACCCCCUCUGUGACCACCGCUCUCAGCACCCCCCCCCCCCACCACCUUCCUCUCCCAGCUCACCCCCAUGCGUGCUCCAUCCUCGUGCGCCCCACUCUACAACAUGCGUCACUGCCUACACCACACCGCCUCCUCCUCAGCCCUCACCCCCAAAUCGUUCUCGGCUGCGUCCAAGUGACAACAGCAGUGGAGGACCCCCCCCUGCCCCCCCUUGCCCCCCCUUGCCCCCCCUGCCCCCUCCCCUGCCCCCCCUUGCCCCCCCCUGCCCCUCCGCCCGCCCCUCCGCCCCCUACCCAUCGUCGUGUGUGGAUGUCCGCGUUGUGGUUGCUGGUCGUGGUGGUGGUGGUUGAUGACACGUCGCUUGCUCGUUCGUGAUUUCGUUUCGGGUGCAGAACCAGGAGGAGGGGUUGGGGGAGAUGAUGUGAGAUCAGUGGGGGGGGGGGGGGGGUGUUGUUGGGGGUGUUGGUUCAUGAGAGAUGUUUGGGGGGGGGGGUCCACUUCCCUCACCCCCCGCCGCCUCCUGGUUGAUGUCCUCCUCCUGUGAUCAUCUUCUUGGUCUCCCUACUUCCUCGUGCUGCCCGGUGCGUCGUUACCGCGCUGAAGGAUGCCAAUAAAGAACCGGAGUUGGGUCCAUCCGUGCCCUCAC
Petromyzon marinus (sea lamprey) is the source of this 6146-nucleotide messenger RNA. RefSeq names its product Rho GDP dissociation inhibitor alpha (gene ARHGDIA). Gene Ontology annotation, biological process: Rho protein signal transduction. Gene Ontology annotation, cellular component: cytosol; cytoplasm; membrane. Lineage: Eukaryota; Metazoa; Chordata; Hyperoartia; Petromyzontiformes; Petromyzontidae. The record is from RefSeq and is a predicted model, not a curated record. Gene Ontology annotation, molecular function: Rho GDP-dissociation inhibitor activity; protein binding.